Messenger RNA from Fonsecaea multimorphosa CBS 102226, 576 nucleotides. RefSeq lists its product as uncharacterized. The record is from RefSeq and is a predicted model, not a curated record. Gene Ontology annotation, cellular component: cytoplasm. The transcript has 2 exons. Gene Ontology annotation, biological process: 'de novo' NAD+ biosynthetic process from L-tryptophan; quinolinate metabolic process. The coding region runs from base 1 to 576 and encodes 191 amino acids. Gene Ontology annotation, molecular function: 3-hydroxyanthranilate 3,4-dioxygenase activity; iron ion binding. NCBI's taxonomy places the organism in Eukaryota, Fungi, Ascomycota, Eurotiomycetes, Chaetothyriales, Herpotrichiellaceae.
AUGGCGGGCGCGUUAAAUCUACCCAAAUGGCUCAAAGACAAUUCGCACCUGCUCAAGCCGCCCAUUAACAACUAUUGUGUCUACGCCCCUUCGUCCUCUACCGGCGGUCUGACUGUCAUGGUUGUCGGCGGGCCAAACGCUCGAACAGACUAUCACAUCAAUACCACUCCCGAGUUCUUUUAUCAGCAUAAGGGCUCCAUGCUGCUGAAAACCAUGGACACCUCCACCACACCGCAUACGCCCGUUGACGUCCCCAUUCACGAGAACUCCAUGUUUCUGCUACCUCCCAACACUCCUCAUAACCCUGUCCGGUUUGCGGACACCGUGGGUGUUGUACUUGAACAGCCCCGGCCGGAAGAAUCUGUUGACACGCUGAGGUGGUAUUGCAAGAAUUGUCACAACAUUGUCCAUGAGGCAAGCUUCCACCUCACAGACCUGGGCACACAGAUCAAGGAAGGUGUCUUGGCGUUUGAGAACAAUAAGGACGCCCGGACAUGUAAAAAUUGUGGCACAGUUGCAACAUCGAAACCAGCACCAGGUGAGAUUCAACAGCCUCCGAGGUUCCCGGACGAAUGA